GGUCUGUUGAUGCCCCACCGGCUCUGCUUUCCUCAGUCUCUUGUCUGCCUGAUUGUAUCUGCUGUACUUACUGUACAGCGGUGCCCUGAACGCACCACAGGGAGGAGUGACUAUAUUUAUACAUCUGUGGCAGUGACAAUAUUAACAGACAUAAAGGGAGAGCACACAAACGCAUCAUACUGAAAGAUGUCUGCGACCCCGCAGCCCGCAAAGAUGAAAAAGGACGAGUCUUUCCUGGGGAAAUUAGGAGGAACUCUGGUGCGGAAGAAAAAGUCUAAAGAAGUGAGUGAUCUCCAUGAGGAGGGGAAGAAUGCCAUCAACGCUCCCAUGCUUCCCACGGGGACAGAAAUCCAUCCGGAGGACACACUGAUGGAGGAAAACGCAGAGAGGAUCAUGUUGGACCCAACAUCGCGGGAAAAUCUUAAAUUUAAAGAUCUUCUGAAGGUCCUGAUAGACUGGAUCAACAGUGAGUUGGAGGAAGACCGGAUCAUAGUCAAAGACCUGGAGGAGGACUGUUAUGAUGGACAAGUUCUCCAGAAGUUAUUUGAAAAGUUGUCGGGCAGGAAGCUGAACGUGGCCGAGGUGACUCAGUCCGAGAUCGGCCAAAAGCAGAAGCUGCAGACGGUUUUGGAGUCCGUCAACGAAAUGCUGCGGCCUCAUGGCUGGACCAUUGAGUGGAGCGUGGACUCUAUCCAUUCAAAGAACCUGGUGGCGAUCAUCUACCUGCUGGUGGCUCUGGCGAUGCACUUCCAGGCUCCGAUCAGACUGCCGGAGCAUGUUUCUGCGCAGGUGGUGGUUGUCAAGAAACGUGAAGGCAUCCUGCAGACGGCUCUUGUGACCAAGGAGCUGACGAGCACCACAGAAAUGAUGAUGGGAAGAUUUGAGAGGGACGCGUUUGACACUUUGUUGGAUCACGCACCUGACAAGCUCAACGUGGUGAAAACGUCUCUCAUCACCUUUGUGAACAAACACCUGAACAAGCUGAACCUGGAAGUGACUGAGCUGGAAUCUCAGUUUGCUGAUGGCGUGUAUCUGAUAUUGCUGAUGGGGCUGCUCGAAGACUACUUUGUCCCUCUGUUCAACUUCUUCCUCACUCCUGAGAGCUUCGAACAGAAGGUCCACAAUGUGGCGUUUGCCUUUGAGCUGAUGCAAGAUGGAGGCCUGAAGAAACCCAAAGCCAGACCAGAAGAUGUUGUCAACCUGAACCUGAAGUCCACCCUCAGAGUCCUCUACAACCUUUUCACCAACUACAAAAACUCUGAGUGAACUGUUCCAGUUUCACCCCCCUGAUAUUACUUCUGAACGCUGCUCUGUGCCUGUGCUGAUUAUACGUAGCAGUCUGGACACUGGAGGACACCGACUGGGACUGAAAGUCACAAUUAUGUUGGACUUAAAACCACCCAGGGGGAGAAGCAGGAAAAAGGCUUUGAAUGUUAGAUAUUAAUCUUCUCCAAAUGUCAGUAUUUAUUUAUUACUUUUUUUAAAUGUUAAAUGCAACCAAGGAAACCCUGCAACCUUUUAGCCUUUUAAAUACACAGCCGUCACAAGAGAAAUAAACGAGGGCCGAAUGUUUAAACAUUUGUGUUAAACUGAUAACUGAAAGCUGGAAAUACUGUUAUAUAUUAGAUAGUAGCCUAUCUAAAAAACAUUUCUGUAAAUAUUAAAAGUAUAUUUUUGGGGAAAUAGACGCAGACCUAUUUGUUUAACUGUCAAGAGUUUGAUAAGAAGAUGGAUAUCACUACAUUUAAAGCUAUUGUAAGAGUCAAGAGCCAGUUAGCUUAGCUUAGCAUUAAGACAUGAGGACCUGCUCGCCAAAUAACAAUUUAAAAGCUUUACCUAAGGCUCAACUCAACAGCUAGCUUAGAGAUGAUAUACCUCCCUUUCUUAAGCUUUCUAGUUGGCUGUCUCAUUAAAUUAUCGAUUUACAGUAAGCUAGAUUUAGGAGUAACAAUUUAAAAAGUAGUUUUUUACAAUAAAAGUUACAUUUGUAUGGCAUACUAUUUUAGUAUAAAGUAAAACAGAUAUCACAGAGUCAGAUUAUUGUUGUAACUCAUUACCAAAUACACUUUAACUUGCUGUAUUUUGCAUUUUUCAGUACAGCGCUGUUACCUUCUGCUUCUAGCGUUAUGCUAGGCUAAGCUAACUGGCUGUAGCUUCAUGUGUAGUGUUACUGAUCUUCUCGUGUUACUCUUGACAAGAAAGCGAAUAAGUAUAUUUCCCCAAACUAUUCCUUUAAGAAACUUGAAAAUGCCAUGUAUUAUAUAUUAUAUGAUAUCUGAAAAUGCUUUGUUUGUAUAUUACUACAGCUAUAUAUAAAUAUAUAUAAUUGCUUUUACUUGAUAACUGAACUAGGAAUGAUCCUUUUUUUCUCUGAACUAUGCACACCACUUCUCAAGCCAUAAGAGCUGCUGCUGUUUUGCUUUAAGUGCAGCGCUCUCAGCCUCAGGAGAUUCAUGAGUCAGAGUAUCUUCGUAGUGACCCGGCCUUUUCAGACGAGUCUCCGAGGAGGUCUGGACCCUCACUCGGCUCUCCUGAAGCAGAGCAGGAGCCCGCCGUGCCACCUGGAGAUGUGCUAAGAUGUACCAUGCACGACUACUCAUGCAUUUUAAAGCCGGGGAUGAAUUAUUAAGAGAGUGGAUGAAUCAAUCUAAACCACGCUUGCGUUUUGAUGUCUCACCCCUGUGCGUUCCUAGUUUUUUUUUUAUAAUCUUGCCUAUCAAGAAAUAAAUGCCUGAAAUCAAACAGAA
Messenger RNA from Trematomus bernacchii (emerald rockcod), 2747 nucleotides. It is a transcript of the gene parvb, whose product is annotated as parvin, beta. Gene Ontology annotation, cellular component: lamellipodium; actin cytoskeleton; cytoplasm. Gene Ontology annotation, molecular function: actin binding. The transcript is spliced from 13 exons. Gene Ontology annotation, biological process: actin cytoskeleton organization; substrate adhesion-dependent cell spreading; lamellipodium assembly. The coding region runs from base 187 to 1266 and encodes 359 amino acids. Lineage: Eukaryota; Metazoa; Chordata; Actinopteri; Perciformes; Nototheniidae. The record is from RefSeq and is a predicted model, not a curated record.